This is a messenger RNA of Lotus japonicus, 1597 nucleotides long. Its product is annotated as increased DNA methylation 1-like. The record is from RefSeq and is a predicted model, not a curated record. Bases 1 to 1374 code for a protein of 457 amino acids. NCBI's taxonomy places the organism in Eukaryota, Viridiplantae, Streptophyta, Magnoliopsida, Fabales, Fabaceae. The transcript has 13 exons. Gene Ontology annotation, molecular function: acyltransferase activity, transferring groups other than amino-acyl groups.
AUGCACAAGGCAGUAUUUGGUGAAUUGGCUGAGGGAGCUGAACUAUCCUAUCGUGCUCAUGGAAAGAAACUAUUGGUUGGUCACAAAGUGGGAAAUGGAAUUCGUUGCACCUGUUGUAACACUGUGGUCAGCCCUUCUCGGUUUGAAGCACAUGCUGGUUGUGCAUCACGACGGAAACCCUAUCUGCAGAUAUAUACAUCUAAUAUGGUUUCACUCCAUCAGUUGUCCAUUGAUCUUUUAAAAAAGCGGAGUCUUUCUACCAAGGAACAUGUUGAUCUCUGCAGUUUAUGUUCAAAUGGAGGGGAUCUUAUCAGUUGUGAUCGUGAUAAAUGCACAAGAGCUUUUCACCUAAAAUGUGCUCGUCUUCCUCGUAUACCAAGUGGUUUGUGGUACUGCAAAUAUUGUGAGAAUGAAACUCAGGAAAACAAAGAUGUGGACCAGGGGAGAAGCUUUUUAGUCGAACAUGAUGAGGGCGGCCAGUGUGCAUUGUGCGGUGGCCAUGAUUUCAUCAAAGACGUCUUUGGUCCUCGGACAGUAAUGAUUUGUGAUCAGUGUGAGAAGGAAUACCAUGUCGAGUGCUUGAAGGAUCAUAACAAGCAGAACCUAGAGAAAUUACCGGAAGGUAAAUGGUUCUGUUGCUCAGAUUGUGAUCAUAUUCAUAACGUUCUGGUAAAAUAUGUGGCUCGUGGGGAGAUGAAUCUUCCAGAUUCCCUCCUAAGUUUGAUUGAAAAGAAGCCUGAAGAAAAAGGCAUAGAAAGUGAGGCUGGUCUUGAUAUAAAAUGGAGGGUUUUUAACGAGAAUUUGGUUGAUCAUAAUGAGACUAUGUCAUUGUUUUCAAACGUUGAUGAUAUCUUCCAUGAGCAGUUUGGUCCAAUAGUUAAUCCUACUACAGCGGGUGAUUUCAUUGAGGAAAUGCUUUACGGAAAGAAAGUCAAGGAUCAUGAUUUUCGCGGAAUGUAUUGUGCAGUGCUCACUAUCAACCAAAUGGUGGUUUGUGCUUGUCUAUUUCGUGUGUUUGGGCAAGAAGUAGCAGAGCUUCCCUUAGUGGCAACUCGUAAAGAUUACCAAAGAAAGGGUUACUUUCGGUCCCUGUUCUCUUGCAUUGAAAGGAUGUUAGGAUGUUUAAAGGUGAAAAACUUUGUCCUACCAGCGACGAGGGAAGCUAAGUCGCUAUGGACCACCAAAUUUGGGUUCUCAAGGCUGGGUAGAGAGAAGAUAAACAACUACCAAAAAUACAACAACAUAAUGGCAUUUAAGGGAACAUUGUUUCUCCAGAAGCCUAUUCCUCAACUACAAAAAAUACAACAACAUAGUAGCAUUUCAAGGAACAUUCUUUCUCUAGAAGCAUAUUCCUGUGCUGAAAUGAGGGCCUAAUUAUGUCGAAGUGGCUUUCUAUAGUUUCAAAGUUGGAUUCUAUAGUUUAUACAUUCCUACUCAUUUAAUCAUCUCUAAGAUAUUCAUUCUUGUUAAUUGAUUCUUAGCAAGAAGCUUUUUCCCCUUUUAAACUUGGUUUAGAAGACAGAAAAUUUAUGAUGCAGCUACAAGUAAAAGGAACUUCUAGCGUUGCUACAUUUUUUGAAACAAGCGCUGCGUAUUU